UGGCAACCCAAAAACUAUCGCUUAUUGAUGAGACAGCAAGUGUGAGCGUAUCCUCACUAAAGAAAUGCUCUUUUAUCGCUUUACUCUCUUCCACUCAUCAACGGCGACGGCGCAGUUCACUUGGACUUUUGUCAAACUGAAAAAAGUUGAUGGUGAUCCUAAGGAAUUGUGGAUAUAAAUGCGUCCAAAACAACACACACACUUGCAAAACACUGGCGUAUAAUAGAUCUUGACCGCAACUGGCCUUGGACUGGAGCGUGUGCCGGUGUGUGGCAAAACUCACAGUAUAAAAUUAUAGGAAAAUACUAAGCCCCGUACGGUGUGUGUAUGUUGUGUGCGUGUGCAAUUUGUAAAUUUUUUCAUCCGCGUGGAGAACGCAUUGGAGCCCACACAUUAUUUGACUGUGCGAAGUGCGCGCGUGGCUAUAGACAGAUAUAGCCGCCUAACCAACCCCAAAUGCAACAACAUCAUCCACAACAAUAACUACAGCACAGCAUAGAAAGUCUUCAUCCGGAACAGUUCCUUUACUAUAAGCCACACUUCAGUUUCUGCUUUUACGAGCAGCUCUACUUGAGUUAAAAAUUAAUUGAUAUUCAAUUUAUUACUUCAACGGCGUUUCAAAGCCGUACAAUUAUGGAUCUAUAUGCCAAUAGUGCCAACACAACCAGCAGCAGCAAUGGGAAACAAGAUCACGUUGUCACCCCCGCCAGCAGCAGCGGAGCAGCAACAACAACAGCAGCAGCAGCAGCACCCUCCACAGUCACAGCCUCAGACACUUCCACAUCCACAGAUAGUAAAUUAUGCUUACUAUAUAAGCAGCUAGCAGCAGUAACUAAAGCAGCAACAACAACAACAACAUCAAAAACAUGCAUAAAAAGUAUGGAUCUAUUUAUUCCCGCAUUGCGUCCAAGAUCUUCUAAUGUGUAUGCAAAGUGUCCAAACGUUUUUGGCGCCGUUUGUAAACGCAAACGUAGCUCAUUUCCCCCAGAGGAUACUGAACUUGGCUGCGAGCCGCCAUCGGCCAAGCGCCAACAGCGUUUAGCUGACGCUGACGGUGGCGCUGACGAUGACGCUGACCUUGGCAUUGACGUUGGCGAGCCUUAUAGAAGGAAUCGAAAUAGACAAAAGUCUUCGGUGUCCUCCACGGCGGACACAUGGCCAGCGGGGUUGGCGACAACUCGCAUACCCUAUUUGCCCGUAGAGCAGCCGGCGUCACACAGUCCGCUGCCCGAUAGCCCAGACAGUCCGCCCAGUCCGGAUCGCGGUGCCAAACAGCAGCCGGUGGUAGUGCGCUAUGCAAGCGUAGAGGCAGAAUAUGCUGCCCUUCUGAAUGAGGUGCUGGAUGAUAGCGACGACGAGGAGCCAGAGGAGCCAGAGGACGAGGAAGACGUUGAGGAUGAUGAUGACGAAAUUGAGCAAAUCAAUUCAUCAAGCUCAUCGCCCGCCUCCUCCACGGCCACCGGCUGCAGUCUGAAUGGCGAACGGACGCCAGCGACACAACAGCUGCCGACGACGACGCAGCAUCCCAGCGAUGUGAGCAGCAGCAGUAGUCGCAAGGAUGCAUUGAGGAAAUUAAAUGCACUCGAAGAUUCGAAUGCCUUUUCCAGCGUCAAUUGUCUGUCGCCCGCUGCUGAGAUACCGACUCGUCAGUGUCCAUUGCCUGCGCUGUCCUGGGCCAAUGCGUCGGAGGUGUGGAAACGCAUGUGCCAGCGAGAUGAGCAGGAUUCACAUUUGCGCAGCAGCAGCAUGCUGGAGCAUCAUCCCGGGCUGCAGCCACGCAUGCGUGCCAUCCUGCUCGACUGGCUGAUCGAGGUGUGCGAGGUGUACAAGCUGCACCGUGAGACCUUCUAUCUGGCCGUCGAUUAUCUGGAUCGGUAUUUGCAUGUCGCACGGCAGGUGCAAAAGACCCAUCUGCAGCUAUUCGGCAUCACCUGUCUGUUUGUCGCUGCCAAGGUUGAGGAAAUCUAUCCGCCCAAAAUAAGUGAAUUCGCCUAUGUCACGGACGGCGCCUGCACCGAGCGCGACAUAUUGCAGCACGAGAAGCUGCUGCUGCAGACAAUCAACUGGGACAUUUGCCCCAUCACAGCAACCGCCUGGCUGGGCGUCUAUAUGCAGCUGAAUGUGAGCAAUCGCACGCCAGCUUCCUUUGCGCAGAUCGGCAGGCAGGCGAGAGCGGAGGCAGCAGGGGCGAGAGCGGGAGCUGCAGCGGCAGCUGAUUCCGAUGAUGCCUUCAUCUAUCCACAGUUUUCGGCCUAUGAGUUCGUUCAAACCUCACAGCUGCUCGAUCUGUGCACCCUCGACGUGGGCAUGGCCAAUUAUCCAUAUUCAAUAUUGGCCGCAGCGGCCAUGAGUCAUACAUUCAAUCGUGAAACGGCUUUGCGCAGCUCUGGCCUCGAUUGGCAAGCGGUUCAGCCGUGCGCGCGUUGGAUGGAGCCCUUCUUCCAUGUCAUAUCGAAGCGAGCGCCUUACCUGCAGCUGAAUGAGCAGAACGAGCAGGUGACAAAUAAGUUCGGUGUAGCGCACAUUUGCCCCAACAUUGUGACCGACGAUUCGCACAUAAUACAAACGCACACAACCACAAUGGAUAUGUAUGAUGAAUUGUUGAUGGCUCAGAAUGCAUUGCAUGCAAUGCGCGCUCGCACUCAGGCCUCGCCGGCGACGGCGUUGCGAGCACCCGAAAGUCUGUUAACGCCGCCAGCCUCUAGUCACAAGCCGGACCUGGAUAACAAUGAGGAUGAGGACGAGGAGCAGCAGCAGCAGCAGCAGCAUGUGAUGGCAGUAGCCAGCAGCAGCAGCGGCAGCACUAGCCACAGCCGCAGCAGUUCUUCCUCGAGUCGAGCGCCGCUUCAGCCUGUCAAGAAUCCUGCGUGUCCUGGCAGCAGCGGCGCUUAAGCUCUGCUUCUUUGUUGUCCUCCUGCUCACCCUUCUCUCUCUCUGUCUUGCGCACUUUGUAAACCCGCCCUCACAGAUUUUAAGCUUAAGUGUUUCUAAUAUACAUAUAUAUAUAUA
Drosophila arizonae is the source of this 3009-nucleotide messenger RNA. It is a transcript of the gene CycE, whose product is annotated as cyclin E. Lineage: Eukaryota; Metazoa; Arthropoda; Insecta; Diptera; Drosophilidae. The record is from RefSeq and is a predicted model, not a curated record.